GCGCCCGACCAGCAAUCCGGAGGCAAAGGCGAGCGCACCGCGCGCACACGCCUUUCCCCCAUUCCCUCCGCCACGCACCUUCCAGAUCCCACCACGCCCAAGCUCGAAGCCAUGGCCUUCUCGCGCCUCCUCCCCUCCCGCCGCCUCCUCUCCACCCUCCUCCACACCCCCACCCCGACCCCCGCCGCCCGCUUCACCGACGCCGCCACCGCCACCCCGUUCGCCCACAAUCUCCAGCCCGCCCGCUUCCUCUCCGCGACGCGGCGGGCGGGGCCGGGCGCCCCGCGGCAGCCCCGCGCGGCGGACAUCGGCGCGCGGGCGCGGCAGCUGCAGAGCCGGCGCCUCUGGACGUACGCGCUCACCUUCGGCUGCGCGGCGGGGUUCGUGGUCACGGUGCUCGCCACGUUCCAGGACCAGCUCGUCUUCUACCUCACGCCCACGGACGCGCUCGCGCGCUUCGCCACCGACCCCGCCAAGGCCCGCUGCCGCCUCGGCGGGCUCGUGCUCGAGGGCUCCGUCGCGCACCCCUCCUCCUCCGCCUCCGAGAUCGAGUUCGUCGUCACCGACCUCGUCACCGACGUCCUCGUCCGCUACGAGGGCGCGCUCCCCGACCUCUUCCGCGAGGGCCACUCCGUCGUCGUCGAGGGCUUCCUCAAGCCCCUCACCGACGACCUCCGCCGCGACGGCGCGGGCAGGAAGGUCUCCGAUAAGGCGCGGGAGGGCGCGUGCUUCCUGCAGGGCACCGAGGUGCUCGCCAAGCACGACGAGAAGUACAUGCCCAAGGAGGUCGGCGAGGCCAUCGAGCGCAAUAAGAAGCAGAUCGAGGCGGACGCGGCUGCUGCAGCAGCUGCUGCUGCUGCCGAGGAGACCCCAACUGUUGCGGCCGAUGCAAGCUCGUAAGGUUUUUUCCGUUGUGCUUUACGAUUUACAGUAGUAGAUCUGAAGUGCGUGAUUGAUUGAGGCAUAGAUAGAUUCAAUUGUCCGAAUGAGUUGGGCACGCUCUGCAGCUAUGAUUCGAUUGAAGCUGUUGUAAUUGGAGGAGUAGUGUUUUCGAGCCCCGGAAAAGGGAAUUUUGGCUAGGGGAAUAACGGAAACUGAUCAGGUCAUGAUCCAUUCAACAUGAUUAUACGUAUUCUUUUGGGUAGCAA
This is a messenger RNA of Lolium perenne, 1148 nucleotides long. Its product is annotated as cytochrome c-type biogenesis protein CcmE homolog, mitochondrial-like. Gene Ontology annotation, cellular component: plasma membrane. Gene Ontology annotation, biological process: cytochrome complex assembly; protein-heme linkage. NCBI's taxonomy places the organism in Eukaryota, Viridiplantae, Streptophyta, Magnoliopsida, Poales, Poaceae. Gene Ontology annotation, molecular function: heme binding. The record is from RefSeq and is a predicted model, not a curated record.